Messenger RNA from Pseudophryne corroboree (corroboree frog), 2126 nucleotides. It is a transcript of the gene MALSU1, whose product is annotated as mitochondrial assembly of ribosomal large subunit 1. Lineage: Eukaryota; Metazoa; Chordata; Amphibia; Anura; Myobatrachidae. Gene Ontology annotation, biological process: negative regulation of ribosome biogenesis; negative regulation of translation. Bases 66 to 734 code for a protein of 222 amino acids. The transcript has 4 exons. The record is from RefSeq and is a predicted model, not a curated record. Gene Ontology annotation, molecular function: ribosomal large subunit binding. Gene Ontology annotation, cellular component: mitochondrion.
CGUUCCACUCGGUGCAGCUGCAGCAGCGUCCGGAAGGUCGCAGCAGCCAGGAAGACACGCGUGGGAUGUGGGCCCAGAGAGUGAUCCGGGUGUUAGCGCGGAAUAGGAGGUGCAGAGCAUGCCUUACCUCACAUCCCGGUGUCCGCCUGCUGCCACCACAUGCGGCAGCGUCUGCAAGCUCCAGGUUGGCCUGUCCCCAGCCUUCGCUGCUGCCCGGGGCCGGCCCGCUGCGGGGGAUCAGCUCCCAUACUAGCGAGCGUACACUGGAGCCUGGCGAUGACCGGGCGGAAGGAUCCGCUGCAGGGAGGAUAAUGGAUGAGGAUCUUCCAGAGUUCAAUAUUCAUCUAAUAGUAGAUUUGCUUAGACAGGAAAACGGCAAAGAUCUCUGCGUCAUCAGGGUCCCCCCAGAGAUGAAAUACGUUGAAUAUUUUGUAAUUGUUGGCGGAACCUCUUCACGACAUCUCCAAGCAAUGGCACAAUACACCCUGAAAAUGUACAAGUAUCUGAAGGAGGAAAGUAAAUCUCAUCUUUGCAUAGAGGGAAGGGACACGGAUGACUGGAUGUGCAUAGACUUUGGUAACAUUGUAGUUCAUUUCAUGCUAGCAGAAACCAGAGAGACUUAUCAGUUGGAGAAGCUGUGGACGUUGCGAUCCCACGAUGACCAGUUAUCUCAGAUGGUGCAAGAGAUUUUGCCAUCAGAUUUCACAUUCGGACUUCAACAGCAUAAAGAGUGAUCUAUCGGCUAUAAUUACUUCAUAUAUCAAGCUGGACUGAAAUGUGCCAUUCAAGAUGCCCGUGCUGUACGCCUUGGUCAUUACUUUAGGAAGAUGGUGCAGAAGAUUUAUCCAGAGAGCAGCACUUUGGUUUCGGAAAAACAACACAAGAACAGCUUAUAGUUGUAUUGCUGGUUGUUACGUGUGUAUGGUCUGUCACCCGCAGAAACCUGGGAAUCAGGGUCACAUUAUAGCAACCGUUUGGAAUACAAACUAGUCCUUUUAAAAUCCUAUUCAGUUGUAAAUAAAUAAUCCUGACCUCCAGUCCCAAUGUGUCCUGAUAAGAAACAUCAUACCUCCCAACUGUCCCGAUUUUCGCUGGACAGUCCCGUUUUUCUGGGGACUGUCCCACCCACGGGCCGCAGUGUGGGAGGGUGCAGUUGGGAGGCUCUUGUCACUGCUGUAGCUUCUAUUUGCGAGUGACAGGGAGAGGGGGCAUACCAGCAGCUCACAGUGACGGACAAGGGAGCCUGGCUUACGAUUGUGGCAUCACCAAGAAGCCACACCCCUUUUUGAGACCACGCCCCUUUUCGGGAGCGUGCAUGGUUUCGCCGCUCGUGUGUCCCUCUUUCAACAUAAAGAAAGGUUGGAGGUAUGAAACAUGUCUACAGUACAGAGAGCGGAGAAUGUGCUUUCACUGAGCCACACUGAUAUGUCAGCAGGAAAGCUAGGCUACGCUCACUUACGCUUUUACUAUCUUCAAACAAAUCAUCAAUGGUUUCCCCACCCAAUGGUCAUACCUGCUUUUCUAUUUACUGGGCGCAGGCCAAUUAAAGCCUGGGGGCGAGGCUUCAUGGGUGUUGGGGACACGGACCAUCCUGGCACAUUUAAAAAACAAAACAUCAGCGGCUGUUAUUCCUUCGAUGUCGGUAAACCAUCGGGUUCUCCCUGAAGGGUUAACUCUUCUGUGCUUUGUAAAUAUUACUUUUUAUAUGAUCAAUUUCCUUAUAAUAGUUACAGUGUAAAAGUGAAUAUUUCUACUUCCCUAAUGAAGGGUUAAAACAUGCUAUAUGAACUGUUAUGUGUUUGCAUAGAUACGUACUACCCUGUGUCGGGUACCUUUAUCUGCUCAUACAAUACCAGGCUUGUAUGUGUCUGCUUUUCAAGGACAGUCCCAUACCAGAUCAAACCUGUUAUUUCUAUUUUUGUGUGGUACCAAAUAUCCUGUGUUACAGACUUUGUUAAAUGUUUUGAGAAACUUGUAGAAAAACCCAUAUAUGGACAUCCGCCUUAUCAAUUCUGCCUGGUAACUACUAACGAGCCAAUAAGAAGUGUAACAACAUGUCAGUUACACCCAUAUACGUUGUCUUUUAUACUUUUGUUAACCUCAUAAUAAACCAGUGUGAAUCUUUA